UGUCAUUACUACACCGGAAGAAGUUUUUAUUACGCACAAGGAACGCUUUUUACUUCCUGUCAUCCUAACAAUAACAAAAAGUAGCUUGCUAGCUUGUUGGAAAUGGUUGACGUCGGAGAAGACGAGCUUAAGAAGCUCGAAUAUUUGUCUUUGGUGUCUAAAGUUUGUACUGAACUUGACAACCAUUUAGGGAUCAGCGACAAGGACCUUGCCGAAUUUGUCAUCAGUCUUGCGGAGAAAAAUCCGACGUUUGAUGGUUUCAAGUCAGUACUUCUUAAGAAUGGAGCUGAGUUUACAGAUUCACUCGUUAGCAACUUGCUCAGACUCAUUCAAACCAUGCGGCAACCAGCUAAAACAUCCACGAGUAAAGGGAGUGAGCCUGUUGUCAAGCCAAAGAGUGAGAAAGAUAAAUUAAAGGAGAUGUUCCCUGCUUUGUGCAGACCAGAUAAUCCCAACACUAGGACGAUGCUGGAUGAAGAUGAUGUGAAGGUUGCAGCAGAUGCUAUGAAAGAGCUGGAGAUGUUCAUGCCCAGUGCCAGUGGAACAGAUUCAAAGAGCAGCAAACACAGAUCUGAAACCACAAACAGCAGCAAGAAGACCAGGAGGAGCAGGAGUCGCAGUCGAAGCAGGGACAGGGACAGGCGGAGACGCCAUUCCCGUUCCCGCUCCAGAUCUCGCUCUCCAGACAGAGAGAGGAGGAGGCGCAGGACCCGCUGGCAUUCUCGCAGCCGGUCCAGGAGUCCAGCCCGAGGAGACAGGGAGAGGGGCUCAGACCGCUGGAAGGAUAAGCAUGUGGACCGGCCGCCCCCGGAGGAGCCGUCAGUUGGUGACAUUUACAAUGGCAAAGUCACCAGCAUUAUGCAGUUUGGCUGCUUUGUUCAGCUGGAGGGCCUGAGGAAACGUUGGGAGGGGUUGGUUCACAUCUCUGAGCUCAGGAGAGAAGGCAGAGUGGCAAAUGUGGCAGAUGUGGUCAGCAAAGGGCAGAGGGUGAAGGUCAAGGUGUUGUCUUUCACAGGCUCAAAGACUAGCCUUAGCAUGAAGGAUGUUGAUCAAGACACUGGUGAGGACUUGAACCCUAAUAGGAGGAGAAACGUUGCGGGGGAGGGCCAGGAGGAGUCAGCCAUGAGGAACCCAGACAGACCCACCAACCUGAACCUGGGCCAUGCCCCUGAGGUGGAGGACGACACACUAGAACGUAAGAGACUCACCAAGAUCUCGGAUCCUGAGAAGUGGGAGAUCAAACAGAUGAUAGCAGCCAAUGUACUCUCCAAAGAGGAAUUCCCAGACUUUGAUGAGGAGACAGGCAUCCUACCUAAAGUUGAUGAUGAAGAGGAUGAGGACCUGGAGAUUGAGCUCGUGGAAGAGGAGCCCCCUUUCUUGAGAGGACACACCAAACAGAGCAUGGACAUGAGCCCUGUGAAAAUAGUGAAGAACCCCGAUGGCUCUCUGUCUCAGGCGGCCAUGAUGCAGAGCGCCCUGGCUAAGGAGAGGCGGGAGGUGAAGCAGGCCCAGCGAGAGGCAGAGAUGGACUCCAUCCCCAUGGGCCUGAACAAGCACUGGGUGGACCCCCUGCCCGAUGCUGAUGGCAGGCAGAUUGCUGCCAACAUGAGAGGCAUCGGCAUGAUGCCCAAUGACAUCCCCGAGUGGAAGAAACACGCCUUUGGCGGCAACAAAGCUUCGUAUGGCAAGAAGACACAGCUGUCCAUCGUGGAGCAGAGAGAGAGCCUGCCCAUCUACAAGCUCAAGGAGCAGCUCAUCCAGGCUGUCCAUGAUAACCAGAUCUUGAUUGUGAUUGGGGAGACGGGCUCAGGGAAAACCACUCAGAUCACUCAGUACUUGGCCGAGGCGGGAUACACUACCCGUGGGAAAAUUGGCUGCACGCAGCCCAGAAGAGUGGCCGCCAUGUCUGUGGCUAAGAGAGUGUCCGAAGAGUACGGAUGUUGUUUGGGCCAAGAGGUGGGCUACACCAUCCGUUUUGAAGACUGCACAAGUCCAGAGACGGUAAUCAAGUACAUGACAGACGGUAUGCUGCUGAGAGAGUGCCUCAUUGACCCCGACCUCAGCCAGUACGCCAUCAUCAUGUUGGACGAAGCCCACGAGAGGACCAUCCACACCGACGUGCUGUUCGGCCUGCUCAAGAAGACUGUACAGAAGCGUCCCGACAUGAAGCUCAUAGUGACCUCCGCUACGCUGGAUGCCGUGAAGUUCUCCCAGUAUUUCUAUGAGGCUCCCAUUUUCACCAUCCCUGGUCGCACGUACCCAGUUGAGGUGCUGUACACCAAAGAACCUGAGACAGAUUAUCUGGAUGCCAGUCUGAUCACCGUUAUGCAGAUCCACCUCACUGAGCCACCAGGUGAUAUUCUGGUGUUCCUGACGGGUCAGGAGGAGAUUGACACAGCCUGUGAGAUCCUGUACGAGCGAAUGAAAUCUCUCGGCCCUGACGUCCCCGAGCUGAUCAUCCUGCCCGUGUACUCCGCCCUGCCCAGCGAGAUGCAAACUCGGAUCUUUGACCCAGCUCCGCCUGGUAGCAGAAAGGUAGUCAUUGCUACAAACAUUGCUGAGACAUCUCUGACCAUUGAUGGGAUCUACUAUGUGGUGGAUCCAGGUUUUGUCAAGCAGAAGGUAUACAACUCCAAGACGGGCAUCGACCAGCUGGUGGUGACGCCGAUCUCUCAGGCGCAGGCUAAGCAGCGGGCAGGUCGGGCGGGGCGGACGGGCCCGGGGAAAUGCUACAGACUGUACACGGAGCGCGCCUACCGAGACGAGAUGCUCACCACCAACGUGCCUGAGAUCCAGAGAACUAACUUGGCCAGCACUGUGCUCUCUCUCAAGGCUAUGGGCAUUAAUGACCUGUUAUCAUUCGACUUCAUGGACGCUCCACCGAUGGAGACACUGAUCACAGCCAUGGAACAGCUGUACACACUAGGGGCCCUGGACGACGAGGGACUGCUCACUCGCCUCGGACGCAGGAUGGCGGAGUUUCCUCUGGAGCCCAUGUUGUGUAAGAUGCUCAUCAUGUCUGUCCACCUGGGUUGCAGUGAAGAAAUGCUGACUAUUGUGUCCAUGCUCUCUGUGCAGAAUGUCUUUUACAGACCUAAGGACAAACAGGCUCUGGCUGACCAGAAGAAGGCCAAGUUCCACCAGCCUGAGGGUGACCACCUGACCUUAUUGGCUGUAUACAACUCUUGGAAGAACAACAAGUUCUCCAAUCCAUGGUGCUACGAGAACUUCAUCCAGGCACGCUCCUUGCGGCGUGCGCAGGAUAUCCGAAAACAGAUGCUGGGCAUUAUGGACCGACACAAGUUGGAUGUUGUAUCGUGUGGUAAGGCCACAGUGCGUGUACAGAAAGCAAUCUGCAGUGGUUUCUUCCGGAAUGCAGCUAAGAAAGACCCCCAGGAAGGCUAUAGGACCCUCAUAGAUCAGCAGGUGGUCUACAUCCACCCCUCCAGUGCCCUGUUUAACCGUCAGCCAGAAUGGGUGGUGUACCAUGAACUGGUGUUGACCACCAAAGAAUACAUGAGGGAGGUGACCACCAUCGAUCCACGCUGGCUGGUAGAGUUUGCGCCGGCCUUCUUCAAAGUGUCUGACCCAACUCGCCUUAGCAAGCAGAAGAAACAACAGCGCCUGGAGCCUCUCUACAACCGCUAUGAGGAGCCCAAUGCUUGGAGAAUCUCCAGAGCUUUCCGCAGGCGCUAGAACAGUCCAUCAAGACACCCAGACUACCAGUGUCCCCCUGCUGGUGAAGGGUGACUUCUAUUCAUACAGUGGAAGCAAGAUGUACAGAGAAUGCAGGGGGUUGGUGGGGUUUUUUUUUGUUUUGUUUUUUUAAUCCCAAUUUGAAUGUGCGUAUAUGAUUUUGGAAUCUUUAUCCUUCAACCUUUAUUUAUCAAUAAAUGGGACAUUCUCGGUUUAAAUUACCAUCUAAAAGAAAUAACAUUGUAACUUGUUUAAAACACCUUUCAAACAUAACUUUGGGCUCGGGCCUCCUGCCCUGACCCAUUUGUAUUGUAAAAUGAUGUAUAGAGUUUCCUGGCCCUGUGGCUCUUACACAGGAGAGAAUAACCUGAUUUUAGUCAAACCGUUGUGACUGAAGUGCUGAAAAGGAAGGAGGUUGUGAUUUAUUCAGUUUAUUUCAUUCUCUGUCUGUUUCUCUCACACAGUCUUUAUUUUAGGAUUUAAGAUAGUUUUAUGGACCAUGACUCAUCACAGGGACAGCAGACCAGGCCAGCUUUGUACUGUAAUUGUAUUUAGUGGCAGGAAACACUUGGGAAUACUGUGCAGAAACUUUUUUUAUAUCAUUAAUCUGUGUUUGGCAUCAUUUCCAUGUUGCAUUUAAUAAACAUUGUCAUUCAAAAUGGA
Molecule: messenger RNA, 4359 nt
Organism: Electrophorus electricus (electric eel)
Lineage: Eukaryota; Metazoa; Chordata; Actinopteri; Gymnotiformes; Gymnotidae
Gene: dhx8
Product: DEAH (Asp-Glu-Ala-His) box polypeptide 8
Biological process (GO): mRNA splicing, via spliceosome; spliceosomal complex disassembly
Cellular component (GO): intracellular anatomical structure; catalytic step 2 spliceosome
Molecular function (GO): RNA helicase activity; ATP binding; RNA binding
Source: RefSeq, a predicted model, not a curated record